Peronospora matthiolae is the source of this 1017-nucleotide messenger RNA. NCBI's taxonomy places the organism in Eukaryota, Oomycota, Peronosporomycetes, Peronosporales, Peronosporaceae. The record is from the annotation of a GenBank genome assembly.
AUGGAAAGCAAGCAAGUGCCGUCCUCCCUUGCAGUCUUGACGUCACCACAAUGCAAGAAUUCCGACGCUACUACUUCGCUAGACAGUAAAGCUUUGACGUCCCUGUCAGCCGCAAACAUUCAGUUGAUGGCGUCACAAACUGGUAUCGAGCAGUUGCUGAGUCUUGCGCACCUCCACGUCGACAAUGCAAUGGCUGCUCAGUAUAUCAGAGACAAGCACGAAGCAGGUUUUGACGAUGGAGGUUUUGCAAUGAUGACGUCGGAGGAAAAGAAGACCUCCAUCAUAGCAACACUACCACAAACCGUGAUUGAUGCUGUGCGCAAGCUGCGUCGAAGUGCUCGCAGCAAAGUUAGUGGCAAUGGAGCAGUUCCGAAACUUACUGCGGCCGAAGUGGGCGAAGCGCGGUACAAGCGAUUGAAAGCAGGAUUCACCAGAUUACAAGACCACUUGAAAUGUGUUGCUGAGCACCGCGAGCAACUUCUUCGUGGACUUGACCAGUUUCACGCGAGUACAACGUGCUUGCGAGAAGUGAUCGAGGAUCUGGCCAAGUUACCAGCGUCCUCGUCCGAAUUCUCUUCAAGUCUGUCUGUUAGCUUUGUAGCCACCGAGACGAUGAAGAACGUCCUGGAGCACAAGGUCGCUCAACAAACCAGGCAAAAGCUUGCGGAGCUGAAGCUCUUCGAGGCGAAGCUGGACGAGCGUGAUCAGCUUCGAUCUGAGGCUGACAAAGCCGAACGGCAGCUUCAAGUUCUACGUGCAGACAACUUGAAACGUGGUCAUCACGCGAACAAGAACCGAGCUACUGCGAUGCACGACAUUGCAGUCAAGCGACAAGAGUUUCAACAGCUUCGACGCCGUCUAGCAGUGAUGACUGAAGCACUGGAGCACGUGUUCCAGUUCCACUUCCAGCUUGAUCAAUGUGUUGCUGAGCCUGAACUUGAGACGGUCCGAAGCCAAGUUCUGCUUUUUUUUCGGCAGAAUCGACUUGCGUUUGAUGCCCUGCUGGUUCAUCAAUAA